AUGCGCGGAAUUGGUAUUACCGCAUACUCCAAGCCGGAUGGCUACCAGCUCCUGGACUUCGAGACUCCGACAGUAACCAGCCCGAAGGAUGUCCUCAUCCAGGUGCGCGCGGCGAGCAUGAAUCCCGUUGACGUGAAGAAAGCAGUGGGGAUGCUGAAGCUGGCGAUGCAAGAUGAAUUCCCGUAUAAACUCGGAUACGACUGCUCUGGGGUCGUCACCCAGAUCGGGUCAGAAGUGACCCGCAUCAAAGUCGGGGAUGAAGUUUAUGUGCGGGUUCCAGAGAGUGACCGGGGGUCCUGGUGUGAGUACGCCAAAUGCAGCGAGGACUUCGUCGCCUUGAAGCCGGCAUCCAUGUCCUUUCGCGAUGCCGCCGCCAUGCCAUUGGCUGCUAUGACCUGUCUGCAGGCACUGCGGCGCUACGAAGGGGAUCUGUCUGGCAAGACGGUGUUUAUACCUGCCGGAUUAAGCGGCACGGGGUCGUACGGCUGCCAGAUCGCCAAGCACAUCUUCCAGGCAGGACGGGUGAUCACGACGGUGUCGAGCAGCAAGGUCCCGCGCGUGGAGGAACUGCUGGGGGCUGGUGUUGUCGAUGAAAUAAUCGACUACACCAAGUCCGACCCGCAGACAGUCAUCCCGCGCGGCUCGGUGGAUUUCAUCCUCGACACGGUCGGGGUAGCCAUGCCAUACCUCUCGCUCCUCCGACCAGGCAGCGGGAAAGUUGUCUCGAUCUCGACAUUGCCCUCGGGUGACCAGAUGCAGUCAUCUAGCGUGAUGCGCGUGCCGGGGUCACCGGGGUUGCCGAGACCUAUCCGGUUUGUAUUGAAUGCGCUGGAUAGUAUCCGGCGGUACCGUGCGCGGCGGUGGAAGGUCGGCUAUGAAUACAUGUUUCUCGAGCCCAACUGGCAGGAUCUGGAAAUUUUAGGCCAGGCGGUGGAGCAGGGCCAGUUGCGGUCCGUGGUGGGGACGGAGGCUCGGUUGGCGGAUAUUGAGGCGGUGCGGAUGGCGGCGCAGAUGGUGUAUAGUGGGAAGGGAGGCGUAGGCAAGGCGGUUAUUAUUGUCUAA
Penicillium lagena is the source of this 1062-nucleotide messenger RNA. Its product is annotated as NADP-dependent oxidoreductase. Gene Ontology annotation, molecular function: oxidoreductase activity. The transcript is spliced from 5 exons. The record is from RefSeq and is a predicted model, not a curated record. Gene Ontology annotation, cellular component: mitochondrion. Lineage: Eukaryota; Fungi; Ascomycota; Eurotiomycetes; Eurotiales; Aspergillaceae. The coding region runs from base 1 to 1062 and encodes 353 amino acids.